AUGCCCACGUACCCCGCAUACACCUAUACCACUGGGGAGGCGUACCCCGUCGUUUGGGCACUGUACCUCGUCCCAUGCGCCAAGGCCUCGUCGUCGAGAGUCGGUCCUUCCCCCCUUGGACUACCCGUGCUCUCGCUGCCGUCCCCGUCGAUGAUAGCCACGCCUCCGCCGGGCAUGCCCCGCCCCCGCUGCACACCGCCGGAAGCUCCGCGACCCGGCGUCGUGCCCCUCCCCGAGGUCAAAUCGCCCCGCGCAGGCCCGUCGCGGCUCCACGCCGCCCCUCCGCCACCCUCUGCGUCGUACGCGUACGCGCCCAUCGCGGCCCCCGUCCCCACACACCCGCGCAUCGGCGCGCAUAUCCUCGCCCCCACCGCGACGGCGCACCCGCCUCAGUCGCACCGCGGACCUACGCGCCUUCGGCCCCCGAUAGUCGACCCGCUCCUCGCCGUGGCAGGAACCUCGCACUCCCGUCCGCGCCUCGAGUGGGACCUGGCCAACGAGCGCACCUCCACCCGCGUCGCCGCCGCCGACCUGCAGCGCCCCGCCGCCGUGCUCGACGUCGCCGCCGGUUAUACCCGCCACGGCACCGCGCAGCCGCGACCGGCGCGCUCCAUCACGCUCGUCUUCCCUCGAUUGCCGCUGCGGAUCGUCGUGCACCCCACUGGCGUCGACAGCGGUGACCGCCACCACGGCCACGACUCACACGCACCGCGCUACGUGACCGUGGGGGACGUCCUGGGCACGCUGCACCACGCGCUGCACGCGCCGCUCCCUCCCGAAGAGUGGGCGGCGCUGUCACCGCGGGAGCAGACACACUUGGCCUCCCGUGUGGCCUCGCGGAGGCGAGCCGAAGGGUUUUGGACAGAGACGAACGCGCUCACCGAAAAGGCAGUGAAGUCCAUCGACUUCCUGGGUCGGAGGCGGCGGUUUGCUGGUAUUCGACCUGCGAAGCGGGGAGAGGCGCCUAUCGAUGUGAGGAUGGAUGGAGACUCGAGCGUGUUUGUUGUCGAGACGGAAGCGGUGGACUCGUAG
Molecule: messenger RNA, 1032 nt
Organism: Epithele typhae
Lineage: Eukaryota; Fungi; Basidiomycota; Agaricomycetes; Polyporales; Epitheliaceae
Exons: 1
Coding region: 1-1032 (343 amino acids)
Source: RefSeq, a predicted model, not a curated record